This is a messenger RNA of Lethenteron reissneri (Far Eastern brook lamprey), 6078 nucleotides long. Its product is annotated as beta-1,4-galactosyltransferase 2-like. Gene Ontology annotation, biological process: carbohydrate metabolic process. The record is from RefSeq and is a predicted model, not a curated record. Gene Ontology annotation, cellular component: Golgi apparatus. Lineage: Eukaryota; Metazoa; Chordata; Hyperoartia; Petromyzontiformes; Petromyzontidae. Gene Ontology annotation, molecular function: galactosyltransferase activity.
CCUCAGACGAUACACCUGAGACCAUUUCAUAGCAUUACUUAAUUAACAUCCUCGGGGCAAUGGCGUAGUGACUACAUUAUCAGCUCAGAGGGUGUGACAAUCAGUCAGACGUGGGGGGCCCAAUGUUUGAUUUGCGCCAUUUACGGAAUCCUAAAGUCGCUGCUGCUCUAACGAAAUGAAAACAAAACGUGGAACGUUAAUUGAAAGCGAUCAACAUACAUAGGCGCUCGCUCUCCUGAGCUAAACGUUCUAACGAAUAUACCGCUCCAUACGGAUGGAGACCCUCUUCCGUGGUGACACCACACCCUCGCCGUUGGAUGCAUUCCACAGAUACGUGUCGCUCACGACACCUGGACACCUCCCACCAUCUGUAUGCGCGUCGGACUCUCUCCGCAUUAUGGAACACCAUCGGUCCCCACCCCUAUAAACCCCUCCCCCACCGCCCCACACACACACUUUGUGAAGAAAUAACGCACAAAGGUGGGAACCGCGCAAGCAGCGGUGUCUGUCGAGAGGUUCUUUCUGAGUUGCAGCGCCGAUCAAUCCCCACAGUUUGUCGUCAGAUGUCACCUCCGUGACUUUAAUCCGCCGUUUUGCCUCUUCCUACCGUAAUAGAUUACAAAUUAUUUUGUGCAGCGAGCGAGCAAGCUUGCAAGCCAGCCAGCCGCAGCGGUUACUAAUUACUCGUUAACCCAACGUAGAAAGAGAGCAUCAUCGGCAUCAGCAGCAGCAUCAAGAGGAAGGGAUCAAUCGGAGCGGGUGACGCAAAAACGUCUUGAGAUGUCGUUGUCAAAACCGCUGGAGACCGUGUGCGUGUCGCUGGUAAUCCUGUGCUCGGUCCACCUCUUCGUGGUCUUGGUCGUGUACUCCGAGGUGCCCGCGAAGGCCAUUUCGUUCCUGCGCCAAAGAAACCUGACGGACCGAUCGGACGCCGACGCCGUGUGGCCCCCUCCGCCGAUGAGGAAGACGCACCGGGCGGACCUCGCAAGCGCCACGCUCGGGGUGCAGGAGAACGUCGACGUUUCGGGCCAGAGUCCUCCCCGGGAACCCACGGAGCCGUGUUCCGACGACCCCGCAGGCCUUGUGGGGCCCCUUCUGGUGGAAUUCAACAUUCCCGUGACCUUGGAGGAGACAAAGACCAUGAACCCAAAGGUGCAAGAAGGUGGCCGGUUCCGUCCCGCAAACUGCAUCUCCAAACAGAAGGUGGCCAUCAUCAUCCCCUUCCGGCACCGGGAUGAGCACCUCAAGUACUGGCUCUACUACCUGCACCCGAUACUCCAGCGGCAGACCAUCGAGUAUGGCAUCUACGUCAUCAACCAGGUCGAUGACGCAUUAUCAGAUAAGCCCCAUGACCGACACAGCGUGGGGAAGCGCUCAUCAAGCAGUGGAGUGACUAAGUUUGGAGAGGGGGUGUUCAACCGAGCCAAGCUCAUGAACAUCGGCUACGUGGAGGCCCUCAAGGACGCCCCCUACGACUGUUUCAUCUUCAGCGACGUCGACCUGGUGCCCAUGGACGACCGCAACCUCUACCGCUGCUACGACAACCCCCGGCACUUCUCCGUCGCCAUGGACAAGUUCGGAUUCCACCUCCCGUACAACUCGUACUUUGGCGGAGUGUCGGGCCUCUCCAAGGCUCAGUUUGAGAAGAUAAACGGCUUCCCCAACAACUACUGGGGCUGGGGCGGCGAAGACGAUGACAUCUAUACCAGAGUGUCUCUGGCUGGAAUGCACAUCUCUCGACCAUCGGGCGAGAUUGGCCGAUACCGAAUGAUAAAGCACACGAAUGACAAGAACAACGAGCCGAACCCACAAAGGUUCAACUUGAUUCAGUCAACCAGCAACACGAUGUGGAAAGACGGCAUCAACUCACUUCAGUACUCGCUGGUGGAAAAAAAACUCGACCCACUCUAUACGAACGUCACGGUGAACGUCGGCAACCCUUAGGAGUAGAGACCCAAUGUGUCCACCUUUCCAGGUUUGACUGGUAUGACCUGGGUUUGACCCAGAGAGUCCGGGAAAUUGGUAUCUGUUGUCAGGUGGCAAGAAUUGAAUUUUACCGAGAUCUGGUGGCGUCGUGUUAAACUUUCUAACAGCAUUCCUGUCAACCCCUUAUCAGUGCCUACUUUAUUACAGACCAAUUCGGACAUUAUUGGUCACACUAUGCCCUUAUACAUCUCAUCGUUCAUCCUAGAAAGUCCCAUCACAAGGGAGAAACACAAAUAUAAAAAGAUGUUGCCCAUAUUGAAACAGCUGUACGCCGUAUGGGCAUGAAAACUAUUUUUCCCUGUACAAGAAUAUGGGUUGACUGGUAUUUAACAGUGCACUGCACAGUCUCGAUAGACCUCGGCUGACUGAAAAUGUCCGAGUUUGGUCUCUGGAAAGUAAAAAGGGUGACAAUCUUCUCUAAAGGGACCUCACUAUAUAUCCGUGGUCAUUUAUUCCACAGAUAUAUAGUGAGUUGUGUUUAUAUUGUAAAUUAAGUAUUCUAAAUUCAGUGGCAAAGCCUGGUUGGCAUGAGCCCCCUCCAUUUUUUUUGUAACCCAGAAUCUGGGCCCCACUGACAUGUAAGCAACGGUGCAGUUUCACCACCUGCACACUUGAUAGCUGCGCCAAUGAUUGGAUUUACAUGCAAGGUGUGAGUGCAUUGUAUAAAUUACGGUUCGUUUUUGUUUUUGACCUGGCCUGAGAGGCUCUGUAUUUGGGGUCAAUCGCGGGGAUUAUAAAUGCCCGAAAAAUAAGAGUAGGUUCUACCCUUUCUGGCAAUACUACAGGUAUUAAGAUAUUCAAACACCAAAUAGAAACCUUUUGCAAGGAAAUAAAGUCUGUAUUAACCACACGUACUUAUGUUGAACAUGCAAACAAACUCUGAUAAUAUAUGCAUUAUCUUUGAAACUGAUUGGCCUACACCAGAGACAGCCUUCUUUAUUGCCUAGUCUCACCGGGGUCAGACCAGAGAACGCCAAAAGGCGAACAGCACAAAGGCAGUGCAGGGUGAGCAGCAGACUAUCCCGAGGGUGAGCAGCUCCUCACCCCGAGCUAUAAAUGCUGUGAUACGUGCAUUGUCUUUGUACUGUUUGUAUGUUCACCACAAUCACGUGGUGAAUACAGACUUCAUUCCUUGCAAAAGGUUUCUAUUUGGUAUUUGAACAUCUUAACACCUGUUUUAUUGCCAGAAAGGGUAAAGCCUAUUCUUAUUUUUCAUACUUUGAUACUGACAAAAAAGGUAUCAUGAUAUAAUUGCCUCCUGUAGCGAUAUAGAAUCUGCUGAAUAUAGACAGUGGCUAAUAACAAUCCUUGUUAAUACAUAUUUUUACUUUGUAGAAUUUAUUUUUAUAUUAAUGCUGAUGGAAGGUCUCUUCAUAAACACACUUUUCAGCGUGAUGAAGAAUGGUCAAAUAAGUUCCCACGACCCCCCGCACGGCACGGAGACACCCUCGUCCAGCAGGGGAUUGACGUGGCUGUACAUGUACAUACUGAAUGGUACUUGGUGAAUAUUUGGUAAAGACACUUGGACAUUAAGACAUAUACAUAAGAAUCCAAAAUAGUUUAUGCAUUUUGUCGAAUUACCAAGUAUUUAACUAUCUAUGUUUACCUGUGGUGUAUGUAUCAGUGUUGAGUCCAGGCUUAGUUAAAGGGAAACAUGAUCAAAGUGAAAAUAAUCACUAAAGUCUACCAGUAUGAUACAAAGUGUUGAGUUGUUAUCUCUUCAUACCCAUACAGGUUGUAUUAUGUGAGACUUUGGAAAGAUUUCAGACAUGGGGUGGAAUUAUAUUUUCAUCGGUUUUAGGAGUUGGAGAAAAUUAAUGUCAUCCUCCACUGCCUUUGGAAUUGUCGCUCAAAAGCACAAAAAAAACAGACUUGUUUUUAAAUCCCGUGCAAUAUCGGGCAUGUAAUUUUGUAAACAUUUAAAGUGCAUGUGGGCAGUAGCAAUGUUUUCAUCUGAAAAUAUUCUGAUUUAUAAAAUGUGCUGGUAAACAUAUGUAAAAUAUGGCCUUGAGCCAGUUUGGUCUACAAGAAUGUGUAUUAGCCCAGAAAUAUGUUUCUUUAUUUUGUAAUUUGCUUCCUAAAUGUUAGUUGAGACACAUUUACUGUGUUGUCCUUUAAUUCCCACAGCUUUCCAUUAGCCAAGCUUUGAGAUUCUCAAUCACUGGGUUCGGGUCCCUGAAUCCCUUAGCUCAGAGGUCGACAACCUGCGGAUCUUUAAGGACUGCUUCGUGACGUUAUUUAUCAAGGAACGUCUCGUAUUCACGUGCAUUGCGGCUCAUAAAAUAUGGAGUUUUUUUUACCGAAUUCGAAAAAAAUGGCUGCUUUUGUUAUUUUGGUUGCAGACCACUGACCAAACCCACAUGUGCAGAGUCGAUAUCAAGCCAGUGGUGCUGCCACUGGGAGUGUCGUGGAUGUCCCCAACCCUCUCAGCAUUUUGAGAUAAGGCCAAGAGACUCCCAAAACAUUAUUGGGUACAAGUUCAGUGUUUUUCAGUUUCCAUGGUUUUUCCUGCCUUUAACAAUGUGACGUCAUUGAUAAUGAUGACAGAAACUUUAAAUGCAUAAGGAAUCGUUGGCUUCGGAGUCAGAAGCCAAUAGUCGCAUAUAUUUAGUAUAAUCAAAGCAUAAAAUGCCUCGUUGAUCAAGUGGGGCUUGAAACUCCCAGAUCCCAUCUGCAAUCUAACUUCCACAGAGUGUCUGGACCCCUGACUAGCAUCACUGUCCUGUGCAGUGUUGAUGGGGUAGCUCUUGCACAGUUGCACGUGCACACACACACACGUAAAUGAUCGUGCUGUUCUACAAGGACUAGAGAGCUGGCCUCAGUAAACUUGCUCUUGCAGUCUAUGGAUUUACGUUUAAAUUACUUAAUACAUGUGAAAAGCGGUGGUGCAGUGGUGAGUACAAUGAACUACGAACCUGGUGACCUGUGGUUGAUUCCCCGCCCCGGCUAACGUCAUUAUCGAGUUAUAUCCGAACUAGUCGUGGCCUCCCCUCUUCAAUAAUUAUCGCUACUAAUAAUCAGUGUGGGGAAGUAUGAUCACAAAACCCCCGUGACAGACAUAGCUUCAUCCAGCAGUGGAUUAACAAGAGACUGGAAAUUAUCACUUGUUUUCAAACACAUAAAUGAUAAUCACUGACAUAGAUUCUCAUGAAGUUCGAGAAAGACAAGAGAGCUGAAAUUUGGCACAAGUAAUGCUUCGAUCUAUAAAAAUGUGUUUAAAUGUAUGCGUCAACAAAUAUGAAAAUAUAAUAUACAUGCCAAUUGAUGUAUCGAUCAUAUUCUUAACAAUGAACCUUACCGGUGGCUUACAAUUGUUCGUGGCUGAAUUUAACAUCGACUUUUCGCUCAAACUGCUUUGAGCUUCAUCAGGGGUAGUCUUCUCGGGAAUCGGGUUGGUGUACGGUAUUGGUUUUUUUAUUUUGUUAAUACACGUUGGUAUCUAGGCCAUGUUUCACAAAAAUAUAUAUUUUUUAAACAUUUAAGCACAUGUUGCUGUGGUGCAAGCUGUUCUUGUUGAACAAUGUGAAUAAACAACAUAGCUAAGACAUUUAAUAUUUGUUGGGAAAAAUGUAACUGUAAUAGACAAAACUGAACGAGUAACUGUAAAAUUACGCUCCUAUGCACAUACUUGUGACUAUAUGUAUUAUGGUGUUGUGUUUUAAAUGUAUUUAUAUGUAUAAUUUAAUCAUUGUCAAAAGGUAGAAAUAAUUCAUUAUAACAUCGUGUUCUACUCCCUUGGUGUUUUGGCCUAUUGGGGCAUGACCAUUCCUUCACCAAUUUCUUGCAGCAAUCAUUCCACUACCCGUACUCACAAUCCAUUCGAUCUGGUUAUCCUCUCAUGAGCCCUGGCAGAAAAUAAUGUGUUUUUUUUAUCUUUUGAACAAUGUCCUUAGAAUACAUGAACAUGCGGUAUGGAUACUUUAACUGAUUUGCACUGUGUGGUGUGAUGUGAGCCGUUUAAUAUUAUUUUGUUUAUUUGUAUUUCUUAAUGAAAAGAUGAUUCAGAAUGUUUAACCAUUCUCUCCAGGUAAUCUUUAUGAUUAUGGUAUAAUGUGGGCAAUAGUGCGUGGCACAUUCACAAUAAAAUUUGAU